CAGAGAGAGACAGAUUGGUACUGUCGAAGCUGGAGAUGGGGAUGGAAGAAGAGAAAGGCAAGGAGAAGAAGAAAUGGGGAAGUAGAAAUGGGGUGUGGCCCAUCUCCAUCAUCGCCAUCAUCAUCGUCUGCCUCUUCGGAUUCUUGAUCCGGGUGCUCGUCUCCCUCCAUCCAUACUCGGGCGCGGGACAUCCUCCCAUGUACGGAGACUACGAGGCCCAGCGGCAUUGGAUGGAGGUAACCCUCAAUACCCCGCCCAAGGACUGGUAUCGAAACUCCUCCGCCAACGAUCUCUCGUACUGGGGCCUCGACUACCCGCCGCUCACUGCCUAUCAGAGCUACGCCCAUUCCCUCCUCCUCCAUUCCUUCCAUCCUCCAUCCGUCGCUCUCUUCGCCUCCCGCGGCCACGAAUCUCCUCUCGGAAAACUUCUCAUGAGGUGGACUGUACUGUCUUCAGACAUAUUCAUAUUCUUUCCUGCAGCUCUCUAUUUUGUUGCUGUUUACUAUGCUGGUCGCAGUGAGAAAGACAGUGUGUGGCAGCUUGCCAUGAUCCUUCUCAACCCGGGUCUGAUCCUAAUUGAUCACGGUCAUUUUCAGUACAAUUGCAUCAGCUUGGGCUUAACACUCGCAGCUGUUGCUGCCAUCCUCUCUAAGCAUGAGUUGGUAGCUUCUGUCCUUUUUAGUCUUGCACUCAACCACAAACAGAUGAGUGCGUAUUUUGCACCUGCUUUUUUCAGCCAUCUUCUAGGGAAAUGCCUUAGACGUCAGAAUCCACUUCUGGAGGUGAUGAAACUGGGCUUUGUGGUUUUGGUAACUUUUGCAGUUAUUUGGUAUCCAUAUCUAUAUUCGAUGGAAGCUGUGAUGGAGGUUCUCUCCCGCCUUGCUCCCUUUGAGAGAGGAAUAUACGAGGACUAUGUGGCUAACUUCUGGUGCAGCACGUCAAUUCUCAUAAAAUGGAAGAGACUGUUCACAACACAAUCGUUAAAGGUUCUGAGCUUUGGUGCCACCGUUUCAGCAGUUCUACCUGCAAUGAUUCAGCAAAUAAGGGAUCCAAGCAAUCAUGGUUUCCUCUAUGCAUUGCUGAAUAGUUCGUUUGCAUUCUAUCUAUUCUCAUUUCAAGUUCAUGAGAAGUCUAUUCUAUUGCCCCUUUUACCUGCAAGCCUUCUAGCACUGGAAGAGCCUCUUCUUUUCAGGUGGUUGACGCACUAUGCAUUGUUCUCAAUGUUUCCUCUUCUUUGUCGUGACCAUCUGAUCAUACCGUAUGCAGCUCUAUUUGUUCUCUUUUUUCUCACUUACUAUAUGCCUUAUGUAAGACACAACAUGAGAGGAAUGGAUUCUCCUGCCAUGCGGAAAGCAUUGAUGACAUUGGCUCUUGUGUGUUCUCUUAUUCUUCAUCUCACUUACUUGACUUUGCAGCCUCCAGAAAAAUAUCCUUUCCUCUUUGAGGCCUUACUUAUGAUUCUUUGCUUCUCUCAGUUUGUAAUCAUUACCGUUUAUUCCAACUUGAAGCAAUGGAAGUUGUUCGACCAUUUAACUCAAAUGGAAAGGGAGAAAAAGGUUCUUUGAUAUUCUAAGGAAAGCAUCAUUUUGUUAUUGUUGUUCUCCAACUGUUUAUCCAAUACUUUUUGUUAAUGCAUGCCAGUGAGCCAUUUCCAUUAAACUGAA
Molecule: messenger RNA, 1664 nt
Organism: Magnolia sinica
Lineage: Eukaryota; Viridiplantae; Streptophyta; Magnoliopsida; Magnoliales; Magnoliaceae
Product: probable dolichyl pyrophosphate Man9GlcNAc2 alpha-1,3-glucosyltransferase
Exons: 6
Coding region: 36-1565 (509 amino acids)
Biological process (GO): protein N-linked glycosylation
Cellular component (GO): endoplasmic reticulum membrane
Molecular function (GO): dolichyl pyrophosphate Man9GlcNAc2 alpha-1,3-glucosyltransferase activity
Source: RefSeq, a predicted model, not a curated record